Molecule: messenger RNA, 1499 nt
Organism: Anguilla anguilla (European eel)
Lineage: Eukaryota; Metazoa; Chordata; Actinopteri; Anguilliformes; Anguillidae
Product: growth factor receptor-bound protein 2-like
Exons: 6
Coding region: 400-1053 (217 amino acids)
Molecular function (GO): protein binding
Source: RefSeq, a predicted model, not a curated record
AACAGAGACAGAAGUAACUGUGCUUGCUUUGAAAAGUAGCUAGUAUUUAAAUGAUACAACACGACGGAAUUAGAGAUAGGAGUGUCUAACAUAACAAAAUAGUCUCAGUUUCAAGGGUGAGACGAAAAACUUGCGUAACUACGCAGCGAGGCAGCGAGCUAGCGAGCUAAGAGUUUGAACUGUGUAUGACGCCGUGACAGACGGUUCGUGGCCUGGACAUUUAUGUGAGCGGUCUUGCCUCAGUGGAACGGGUCUUAAAGGGAGGAGAGACUCACAGAGACCCAUAUCAGGACUGUGGGUUCUGUUUUUUGUUUUUGUGAACAAGGAAUAAUCCAACCUACUGCAACGAUUUAGUUUACCUGUUCAACCACAGCACACAGGUGUUCAGCGGCACGCACCAUGGAGGCCAUCGCCAAGUACGAUUUCAAAGCCACUGCUGAGGACGAGCUGAGUUUUAAACGUGGGGAAGUAUUGAAGGUUUUAAAUGAGGAGUGCGACCAGAACUGGUACAAAGCAGAGCUGAACGGGAAAGACGGCUUUAUUCCAAAGAACUACAUAGAAAUGAAAGCCCAUCCGUGGUUUUUCGGGAAGAUCCCGCGGGCCAAGGCGGAGGAGAUGCUGAACAAACAGAGACACGACGGGGCCUUCCUGAUCCGGGAGAGCGAGAGCGCGCCGGGCGACUUCUCCCUGUCCGUCAAGUUUGGAAACGACGUUCAGCACUUCAAGGUCCUACGUGACGGAGCAGGGAAGUACUUCCUGUGGGUGGUCAAGUUCAAUUCUCUCAACCAGCUGGUGGAUUACCACCGCUCCACCUCUGUGUCGCGGAACCAGCAGAUCUUCCUCCGAGACAUCGAGCAGGUUCCCCAGCAUUCCACGUACGUCCAGGCGCUGUUCGACUUCGACCCCCAGGAGGACGGGGAGCUGGGGUUCAGGCGCGGGGACUUCAUCCAGGUUCUAGACAACUCCGACCCCAACUGGUGGAAAGGAGCCUGUCACGGGCAGACGGGCAUGUUCCCACGCAACUACGUCACACCUGUCAAUCAGAACAUGUAACUCCGCCCCCCCCCCCCCUCCGCACCAUCCAACCCCGACCCUGUGCCCCCCCCCCAACCCCCAACCCCCGACCCCCGACCCCAAAGAGAUUCAGAGCCACGUGGAAGAAUGGAAGAUCCCGGAAACGAUGAGCAGGAGGCGAAGAGCAGGACGGCGGCGUCCCCUCGCCAGUGGCGGUUGGGCGGAGCCGAGCUCACGGCGAAGAGCGUUGAGCGCUGCAGUGCCGUCCGCGCGCGGGACGGGACAGAAGGCCCCGGGAGCAGUCAGAGGAGGGAAGCGUACCACGCCAAAAAUCCACCGUGGAAAAUCACGUCCUUCUCUUCCCUUCUCCGUCUCUGGCCUUCCAAAGCUGCCUCUGCCUUCUCCACCUUGUUGCUGUUGUUUUUUUUUUUUUUUCCCCUUGUUGUGUGUUAUAAUCACCACAACAGCAAAUAACAAAAAAAAAA